This is a messenger RNA of Aureobasidium subglaciale EXF-2481, 1266 nucleotides long. RefSeq lists its product as uncharacterized. Lineage: Eukaryota; Fungi; Ascomycota; Dothideomycetes; Dothideales; Saccotheciaceae. The record is from RefSeq and is a predicted model, not a curated record. Gene Ontology annotation, biological process: ribosomal large subunit biogenesis; rRNA processing. The transcript is spliced from 3 exons. Bases 1 to 1266 code for a protein of 421 amino acids. Gene Ontology annotation, cellular component: nuclear periphery; preribosome, large subunit precursor; nucleolus.
AUGGCCAAAGGAAGCAAAUUAUUAGCUGCGCUGGACCGCGAAAAGGGCGUCAACCACAAGCUCGAACAUCAAAAGAAGCAGCAAAAAGCCGCCGAGAAGAGAAAGAGAUCGAGAGUCGAGGAUCAGGAAGAAGAGGCUGUUCUUGAGGAGGCGAUAAAAGAGGCCGAGGAGACUGUUUUGGGUGCUGGAAAGAAGGAGAAGAAGGAUAAGAAGGGUGCUAAGCGCGCAAAGGUUGUGCAGCAAGAGGAGGUCGAGGUCGAGGCAGAGGCAGAGGCAGAGGAUGAUGAGGAGUGGGAGAGUGAUGAUGAGGACAAGACACAUGCUAAAAACAUUGCAAGACUGGUCGAGGACGAUUCCGAAGACGAGUCCGACUCUGAAGACGACAUCAACGGAGGCGCCGAGCUAGACGACUCCGAAGACGACGAUGAGGAAGACGAAGACAUUGCACUCUCAGACCUCGAAUCCGUAGCGUCAGAGGACAAGGGCGACAUCAUCCCCCACCAACGCCUCACCAUCAACAACACAGCCGCCCUCCUCCGCGCCGUCAAAUCCUUCGCCCUCUCCUCCAAACUCCCCUUCUCAGAGAACCAAGUCAUCAUCAGCGACGCUCCCACAGAAAUCCCUGAUAUCGAAGAUGACCUCAACCGCGAGUUGGCCUUUUACAAGCAAUCACUCGAUGCCGUCACAAAGGCACGCGGUCUGCUCAAGAAGGAAGGCAUCCCCUUCUCCCGCCCUGCAGACUACUUUGCCGAAAUGGUAAAGAGCGACGAGCAUAUGGGCAAGAUCAAGGGUAAAUUGAUCGAUGAGGCCGCUAGCAAAAAGGCGUCCGCAGAAGCACGAAGACAGAGAGAUCUCAAGAAAUUCGGAAAACAAGUCCAAGUCGCAAAGCUGCAGGAGAGAAGUCGCGAGAAGAAGGAUACCAUGGACAAGAUCCAACUGCUCAAGAGAAAGCGCAAGGGCGAAGACAUUGGCAACGCAAACGAAGACGACAUGUUCGACGUCGCCCUCGAAGACGCCGCCGAAACGGAAAAGAAAGACAAGGCCGCCCGUAAAUCCGGCGGUGCUUCCGCCUCCCGCGACGGCAAGGGCGGUUUCAAGCGUGUCAAGCGCGAUGAAAAGUAUGGCUUUGGAGGCAAGAAGCGCUUUUCAAAGAGCAAUGAUGCCAAAUCUUCGGGUGAUAUGACGGGUUACUCGGCAAAGAGGAUGAAGGGGGGUAAGAAGGGUGCUAGCAGACCUGGUAAGAGUAGACGUGCUAACAAGGCUUGA